CAUGCGGAAUCCACAUUAUAAAAAGAAAACUACGCUUAGUCAAACUAUAGCUGGGAAUUUGUUCAAUGUAUGUUGUAGAUAGAGAAGAAACACGAUCGGUAUCCACAUCCAGAUACGAAACAAAGGACAUUGGAAUACUGAAUAUGUGCAUAUAGUGUGCAAUUUGUAUACAACUUGUUUACAUUGGCUCUUUGAUAUCUUUUUCAAAAUGGAGGGUGCCGUUGCAAACUUUUCAUUAAGACUGUACAACGUUUUGUCGGAGGGGAAUAACAAUUUGAUUCUCUCUCCGGACAGCGUGUCGGCCGCCAUAAUGUUAACCAUGCUGGGCACCAAAGGGGAAUCUGAGGCUCAAAUCAAACAGGUUUUGGGUCUUUCCGGAAUUUCCAAUCCACACAAGGCGUACAAGGAACUGCAUUCCACUCUGACGGGAAAAUCUAAAGAAGGAUCUAAGCUGGCCAUUGCGAACCGUAUAUUUUCCAAACUCGGAUUGGAUAUCAGAGAGGCCUACAAACAAAACUCUAUCGAGUUUUACAAUAGUGAGUUGGAACUGUUAAACUUUGUUGGAAAUCCGGAGGGUUCAAUAUCUAGAAUUAACACAUGGGUUGAAGAACAGACUAAUAAUAAAAUCAAGGAUCUGAUUCCACCAGGUGUGAUUAAUGAUCUGACCGUGACUGUACUGACAAAUGCUAUUCACUUUAAAGGCGAAUGGAUAAAGUCAUUUCAGUCAUCAAAAACCGAACGUGAAAAUUUUCACAUUUCUGAAACCGAAACAGAUAUGGUUGAUAUGAUGCAUAUGGAAGAGAAUGAAUGGCAAAUAACUGUUUCUGAGUCCCUCGACUGCAAGGUGUUGAAUCUUCCCUACAAAGGAAGGGAACUGAGUAUGCUUAUAUUCCUACCAAAUAAAAUAGAUGGGUUGUCUGAAGUAGAAUCACAUCUCUCUCCGGAAAUUCUUUAUGAAAUCACGCAAACAAUGUAUAACAAAGGUGUCAUUGUCUCUAUUCCAAAAUUUAAACUAGAGAGUUCGUUUGAGCUCAGUAAAGUUUUAACAGAAAUGGGUAUCGCCGACAUAUUUACUAAUAAAGCAGACUUUAGCGCCAUGAUGGAUAAUCCGCCAGAGGGCACUUCAGUAUCUGACGUCAUUCACAAAGCAUUCGUUGAAGUCAACGAAGAAGGGACGGAAGCAGCAGCAGUUAUGGUUCAUAUGAUUUCAACGUCCUGCGAUUCCGUCUCGGAUCUGCCAGUGAUAUUUAAAGCCGACCACCCCUUUCUAUUCCUUAUCAGAGAAGAUUCAACCGGAAGUGUGUUGUUCAUUGGUCGUUUUACUAAACCAACUUAAGAAAAUAGCUUCCAUUGGUACUUCAUUUUAACAUAAAACCAUUCUUGAUAAUAUUUAGUUGUAUUAAUCAGUGUUUUAAUUGUAAAGCCGUAAAUCUUAAACAAUUUAAACUAAUAAAAUAACCGUAUGAUAUCAAAAAUAUUUCCAUGAAGUCUACUUUAUAUUGCUGAAAGGGAAUAAACAUGACAGAAUGCAAA
Molecule: messenger RNA, 1533 nt
Organism: Saccostrea cuccullata (small rock oyster)
Lineage: Eukaryota; Metazoa; Mollusca; Bivalvia; Ostreida; Ostreidae
Product: serpin B6-like
Exons: 1
Coding region: 209-1336 (375 amino acids)
Molecular function (GO): serine-type endopeptidase inhibitor activity
Source: RefSeq, a predicted model, not a curated record